AUGGCAAAUGUUCGUCCAUUUGAGCCUUUAAAAUUAUAUAUUGCAGCAUCUGAGAAUUCGAUUGGAUGUAUGUUAGCCCAAGAUGAUGAGAAUGGGCAUGAGCGCGCAGUUUAUUACGUUAGUCGAGUCCUAACUGAUAUCGAAACAAGGUAUUCACCGACUGAAAAAUUAUGUUUGUCAUUAUAUCAUGCUUGUAUGAAAUUAAAGUGUUAUAUGGUGGCUAAAUCGGUAAAGGUGAUAGCGCAGACUGAUGUUGUUAAGUAUAUGCUUAGUUUCCUUAUGUUAAGGGGGCGCUUGGGAAAAUGGAUGUUAACAUUAACAGAAUUUGAUUUGCAAUAUGUCCCAGCGAAAGCUGUUAAAGGACAGGUCAUUACAGACUUUUUUGUGGAUAAUUCGAAAGGUUUGAAUGACCAGGGGGCAAAUAUUAUUGAUAUAGAGGUCAAUUAUUGGAAAUUAUAUUUUGAUGGAUCUAAUCACAAAGAUGGUGCAGGGGUUGGAAUCCUUAUUAUUUCACCUGAGGGUGUUCCAUCAGAAUUUUUGUUUGAAUUAAAGUAUCCUUGCUCUAAUAAUGUCGCUGAAUAUGAGGCUUUAAUUUUAGGUCUUGAAAUUUUAAUUGACAAAGGAGCUUUAGAGGUUCAAAUUCUAGGAGAUUCACAGUUGGUUUUAAAACAGUUAUCAAAGGAGUUUAAAUGUAACAAUGAAACGUUACAGAAAUAUUUAGUAACUGCUUGGAAGAUGUUAACUUCUUUUCAGAAGGUUUCUUUGGUACAUAUCCUUAGAAUUCAUAAUAAAAUUGCUAAUGAAUUAGCCCAAAUUGCUUCAAGAUAUCGGGUUAGCCCGAAAACUAUUAGAAAAUUUUCUAGUAUCCAUCAAAUUUUAGUGCCAGCAAGUGAAAGAGAAGUGCUGUGUAUGGAUGAAUGGGAGGAUUCGGAUUGGAGAAGGUUUAUUGCUCAGUAUUUGAAAGAUCCCAAUACUGCAGUUGAUAGAAAAAUAAAGUUACAGGCAAUGAACUUUGUUUUAUUGGCUGAUGAUUUGUAUAAAAAAGGGAUUGAUGGAAGUUUGUCGAGAUGUUUAGGUCGAGAAGAUCAGAAUGUUGCUCUGGGCGAGGUUCAUAAUGGAAUUUGUGGUGCUCAUCAGGCAGGAAGGAAAAUGAGAUGGGUGUUAUAUCAAAAUCAUAUAUAUUGGCCGUCUAUGAUAAAAGAUUUUAUUGAUUAUGCAAAAGCAUGUCAGGAAUGUCAGAAACAUGGCUCGAUACAACAAAUUCCGGCAGCUGAGUUACAUUCGAUAAUAAAGCCAUGGCCAUUUAGAGGUUGGGCUUUGGAUCUAAUUGGCUUGAUUCAUCCUCCUUCAUCAAGACAACACAAGUUUAUCUUAGUGGCUAUUGAUUAUUUUACGAAGUGGGUUGAGGCUAUUCCGUUAGUAGAAGCUGGACAAACUGAGAUAAUUGACUUUAUUGAAGAAAAUAUUAUCCAUUGA
Molecule: messenger RNA, 1476 nt
Organism: Arachis ipaensis
Lineage: Eukaryota; Viridiplantae; Streptophyta; Magnoliopsida; Fabales; Fabaceae
Molecular function (GO): RNA-DNA hybrid ribonuclease activity; nucleic acid binding
Source: RefSeq, a predicted model, not a curated record